Culicoides brevitarsis is the source of this 1121-nucleotide messenger RNA. RefSeq names its product splicing factor 45 (gene Spf45). Gene Ontology annotation, molecular function: RNA binding. The record is from RefSeq and is a predicted model, not a curated record. Bases 63 to 1121 code for a protein of 352 amino acids. Gene Ontology annotation, biological process: alternative mRNA splicing, via spliceosome; mRNA cis splicing, via spliceosome. The transcript has 2 exons. Gene Ontology annotation, cellular component: precatalytic spliceosome. NCBI's taxonomy places the organism in Eukaryota, Metazoa, Arthropoda, Insecta, Diptera, Ceratopogonidae.
UUCAGUCAAAAAACACACAAAUUUUAAUUUUUUGUCGAUUUUUCACAGAAAUCUCAACAAAAAUGUCACUUUACGACGAUGACGAUGUGAAAACUCCGACAACAUGGAGCUCAAACUUGAAAUUAGUGCCACAAAUGAAGAGAAAUCCGCCGUUACAGACAAAAAAGAUUUUAACUCCAAUUAUCACACAAAAGCCUCUGCGAGCUGAUGACACCGCCUCCAAACCGAUCAUAAAGCCCAAAGUAAUUCUCUCGAACAAACCAAUAAUUCCUGUGCCCGCAUUACCGGCAAUCGCUCACUACAGUUGGGAUAUCGAAGACGAAUAUGACCCAAAAAACCCGAACGAUUACGAUAAAAUCAUCAAAGAACGUCGCGACAAGCAAGCAGAUGACAAGAAACGUGCUGCUGAUCGAAAACGUCGCAAUUCUCCGUCAUAUCGUCGCAACUCGGAUGACGAAGAAGACUACAACAAGUACACAAAAGUAGGCAAAGCAAUGAUCGCACCUCCAAAAUCGCUUCAAGUCACGACAAAUCCAACGCCGAACGACGGAAGCGGAUCUGUCGCGGAAAAAAUCAUGGCAAAAUACGGUUGGAAUUCGAACAAAGGUCUCGGAAAAGACGAACAAGGCAUGGCAUCAGCGCUAACAGUCGAGAAAACAUCAAAACGCGGCGGAAGAAUCAUCCACGAAAGCGAAUUCAAGGAACCAACGAUGCCUCCGCCAUCGUCAACGGCAAUUCCGGGAAGUGUGACGCCCGUUGCGCAAACCUUAGCACCUCCCGAACCUGUUCAACAGGAAGAAACUAUCACAGAAAUCAUCAAGAGACCUUCGAAAGUCGUUCUUUUACGCAAUAUGGUUGGGCCAGGAGACGUCGAUGAGGAAUUAGAGCCCGAAGUAAAGGAAGAAUGCGUCACAAAAUACGGAGAAGUGCAAAAAGUGAUGAUACGAGAAUUGGAAAAUGUCGUUCCUGAAGAAGCUGUGAGGAUUUUCGUGGAGUUCAAGAGGAUAGAAAGUGCGAUAAAAGCAGUUGUCGACUUGAACGGAAGAUUUUUCGGAGGACGUCAAGUCAAAGCGGGCUUUUAUAGCAUCGAAAAGUUUGAAAAUUCACAACUUUUGGAUUAA